Molecule: messenger RNA, 2553 nt
Organism: Malania oleifera
Lineage: Eukaryota; Viridiplantae; Streptophyta; Magnoliopsida; Santalales; Ximeniaceae
Product: probable carotenoid cleavage dioxygenase 4, chloroplastic
Exons: 1
Coding region: 395-2254 (619 amino acids)
Biological process (GO): carotene catabolic process
Cellular component (GO): chloroplast stroma
Molecular function (GO): carotenoid dioxygenase activity
Source: RefSeq, a predicted model, not a curated record
AUUUUUUGAAAGGGUAAAAGUUCAAAAAUUAGAAACCUUAACACCAAAAGAUAAGAUGCCACACCCAGACCACCUGCGAGCUGUCAAGCCACAGGCUACUUUCCCUUAAGAGUGAGUGUCUCAACAACAAAAAACAUAUGCACAUGCCAUAGUUGUCGACUAUAGAAAUUAGUCACCAUUUGUUAACUUGUCCAUGUGGAUUAUACCGAGUGAAGGUGAAACGAGAUAUUCUGGGACAUGGGCCAUCCGUUAUUGCGUGGCGUUCGCUCUUUCCGUUCUGCAACCAGAAAAAUAAAGAGAGAAAAUGAGAAAAGAUGGUUAAUUGAUUGCUCUGCUGGCUAAUAAAAUCUCCAGGAGCACUGAGGGAGGAAGGGAGAGUGUGUGAGCGCCUGAAAUGGACGCCCUUUCUUCUUCCUUCCUCUCCUCCGCAUUUCCAUCCCAGUACCCAAACCUCCUUCUACGUUCUCCCUUACCCAUAGCGACCCCACUGCCUUCCCAUGUUCUCCUCCCCAGUAUCUCCUGUAUCAGAAUUGAAGAAAAGGCUUCCAAGUACUCCUCUUCAACUCCAACCACCACCAACACUAGAACACCAUCCCAGCCCACACCGUUGUCAUCUUCACCGCCGAUGCCGACCCCGGUGACGAAAAGAUCAUCCUUGCCAACGAAGAAAUCCCCACCGUCGCAACCAAAGGGAGGAUCGGACCCGUCCCUUCCGACCACCAUCUUCAAUGCAUUCGAGGACCUCAUCAACAACUUCAUUGACCCUCCCCUCCGGCCUGCGGUCGACCCUAGGAGCUCUCUCUCCGACAACUUUGCCCCCGUGGACGAGCUUCCCCCAACCGAGUGUGAGGUGGUGGAGGGAGCUCUACCACCGUGCCUCGAUGGUGCCUAUAUCCGCAACGGUCCCAACCCACAGUUCUUGCCGAAAGGCCCUUACCACCUCUUUGAUGGUGACGGCAUGCUCCACUCAAUUCGCAUCUCUCAAGGCCGAGCUACCCUCUGUAGCCGCUAUAUAAAAACCUAUAAGUAUACCGUCGAGCGCAACACUGGCUCCCCCAUUUUACCAAACGUCUUUGGCGGCUUCCAAGGGCUCACUGCUUCCACCGCCCGCGGUGCUCUCUCCACGGUGCGAAUACUCACGGGCCAAUUCAAUCCUGUAAAUGGAAUUGGUUUGGCCAAUACCAGCCUCGUUUUCUUUGGCAACGCCCUUUACGCCCUUGGCGAGUCCGACCUCCCUUAUGCCAUGCGAUUGACUCCCGAUGGAGACAUAGAGACUUUGGGUAGGCAUGAUUUUGCUGGAAAGUUGUUCAUGAGCAUGACGGCUCACCCCAAGAUCGACCCGGACACUGGCGAAACAUUUGCCUUCCGUUAUAGCCCGAUUCCUCCGUUCCUAACUUACUUUCGCUUCAAUACGGACGGAAAAAAAGAACCCGACAUACCAAUUUUCUCCAUGCUUCGCCCAUCAUUCUUGCAUGAUUUUGCCAUCACUAAGAAGUAUGCCAUAUUUGCCGACAUACAAAUAGGGAUGAACCUCAUGGGAAUGAUUAUGGGCGGAGGAUCCCCAGUGGGCACAGACCCAGCCAAAGUGUCGAGGCUUGGAAUCAUCCCACGAUAUGCCAAAGAUGAGUCUGAAAUGCGGUGGUUUGAUGUGCCUGGGUUCAAUAUCAUACAUUCCAUCAAUGCAUGGGAGGAAGAUGGUGGCGACACCGUGGUUCUGGUGGCGCCAAACAUCCUAUCGGUGGAGCACACGUUGGAGCGGAUGGAUCUAAUACACGCAUCGAUGGAGAAGGUGCGAAUAGACCUAAAGAGAGGGAGGGUGUGGAGACACCCGCUGUCGGCGAGGAAUCUAGACUUCGGAGUGAUUAAUCCGGCGUAUGUGGGGAAGAAAAGUAGGUACGUGUAUGCAGGGGUGGGGGAUCCGAUGCCAAAGAUAAGCGGGGUGGUGAAGGUAGAUAUGGCCGUGUCAGAAGGAGAUCGCCAAGAGUGCACGGUGGCAACUAGGAUGUAUGGAGCGGGAUGCUAUGGCGGCGAACCAUUUUUUGUGGCGAGGGAGCCUGACAAUCCAGAGGCCGAGGAGGAUGAUGGGUAUGUGUUGUCAUACAUCCAUGAUGAGAAUAUCGGCGAGUCCAAGUUCUUGGUGAUGGAUGCCAAGUCACCGCAGUUGGAUGUAGUGGCGGCUGUGAGGCUGCCUCGGAGGGUGCCUUACGGCUUCCAUGGGCUCUUUGUAAGGGCCGUCGAUCUCAAAAAGCUAUAGAGUAUGCUAGAAAGAACCACAAAAGGAUUUACCUUGUUUGGACCUUGGAUUUGGAUAAGGUACAAGAUAAAAUUAUACCCGUUUUAUCUGAGCUCAUGCAAUGCAAAUUCGAGGUAUGGGAUUCAUAGUCCUAAUAAACACAACCUUAAGAAAGUUUGAUAAUACAUACACAACCUAUUGUGGGGCUUUGAAUUUUAAAGUGAAUCACAAUUAAGAGCCAUGCGAAGGAGAGUAUUGUAGAAAGACUCGAUCUCAAUUAUUUUACAUGUUAAUAUAGUAUCAUGAGAAAAAUGCACAUA